Molecule: messenger RNA, 1386 nt
Organism: Mangifera indica (mango)
Lineage: Eukaryota; Viridiplantae; Streptophyta; Magnoliopsida; Sapindales; Anacardiaceae
Product: scopoletin glucosyltransferase-like
Exons: 1
Coding region: 1-1386 (461 amino acids)
Molecular function (GO): UDP-glycosyltransferase activity
Source: RefSeq, a predicted model, not a curated record
AUGGCCAGACUCUUGGCCGCCCAUGGCGUCAAAGCAACAAUCAUCACUACCCCACUAAACAAGUCUCGCUUCCACUCCAUAAUCAACCGUGACGUCGUUGACCAAAAUCAAACCAUCAAAAUACUCACUUUAGACUUCCCUUUCGCAGCCGCAAACCUGCCGCCGAACUGUGAAAACCUUGACUCACUGCCAUCCAGAGACUUGUCGUAUAACUUAAGCAAAGCAAUCAUGUUGAUGCAACCUCAAGCCGAUGAUCUCGUCCAUCGAUAUCAACCUGAUGCCAUCAUAUCCGAUCUCAACAUCCCAUGGACGGCUGAAAUUGCGGUAAAGUAUGGCAUUCCUCGUCUAGUUUUUCAUGGAUCUAAUUUCUUCGCUCUCUGUUUAUCAAUGGCAGCCAGUCAACAUAAGUCAAACGUGCAAGUCAGCAGUGAUUCUGAACCAUUCUUGGUUCCCGAUUUACCUCAGCCGGUUUUCAUCACCAUGAAUCAAAUGCCGGACCGGUUCUUUAACAACUUGGGUUUACAGGAAUUCUUUGUGAAGAUGAUUGAAGCUGAUCGGAACACGUAUGGUGUUGUGGCUAAUACUUUUUUUGAGAUUGAACCGGAAUAUGUAAAACAUUACGAGAAAGUCACCCGGAAAGUGGUGUUUCCGAUUGGACCGGUUUCUUUAUUCAACACAAAGGCAGUUGACAUGGUGGAGCGAGGAAACAGGGCUUCUAUUGGGAAAGAUGAUUGCAUGUCAUGGCUAGACUCGAAGGAACCCAACUCGGUGAUUUACGUUUGUUUUGGGAGUUUAUGCAAAUUCGCAAAGUCACAGCUUGUGGAGAUUGCUUUAGGCCUUGAAGCUUCAAAAAAGAGUUUCAUAUGGGUGAUCAAAGAUGAUUCUUUGAUGGAGGAUUUUGAAAAGGAUAGAGGACUGGUGAUAAAGGGUUGGGCGCCGCAAGUUCUAAUACUGAACCAUCCUGCAAUUGGCGGGUUCAUGACUCACUGCGGGUGGAACUCGGUUCUUGAAUCGGUGUGUUCGGGUGUGCCGAUGAUAACUUGGCCACUCUUUGCUGAGCAGUUUUAUAAUGAGAAUUUAGUGAUAAAUCAAUUGAAAAUCGGAGUUCCGAUCGGGGUGGAGAGGGGGUUGACUUGGGGAGAGGAGGAGGAGAUUGGUGUUUUGGUUAGGAAAGAGCAAGUUGAGGAGGUGGUGAGUCGGUUGAUGAACGGUGGCGAUGAUGAGGUGGUAGGUAUUAGAAAAAGAGUAAAUCAACUCAGGGAAUCGGCGAGAAUGGCGACAAGCAAAGGCGGCUCUUCUUAUAGGAACAUCGGCCUUUUGAUAGACGAUCUUUCGAAUCAAAGGGAGAAAAGAUUAUCACAGAAACGGGAAACAUCCGAUUACUGA